Messenger RNA from Larimichthys crocea (large yellow croaker), 2889 nucleotides. RefSeq names its product RING finger protein 222. The record is from RefSeq and is a predicted model, not a curated record. NCBI's taxonomy places the organism in Eukaryota, Metazoa, Chordata, Actinopteri, Sciaenidae. The transcript has a single exon. Bases 179 to 805 code for a protein of 208 amino acids.
CCACAGGUGGCAGGCCCUGUUUAACAAGGCGCAGCUCUCGCCUCCACCCACAGCCAAAAGUAAAGAAAGUCAUGCGCACAGAGGAGAAAAAGAACCUGAAGAGGAAUUCACGCUACCAAGGCAUCUACCUUUAGUCUCAAUAACCUCCAAACUCUCUUUCUCUUUUUGUUACCCUUCCAUGGAAUUUCACAAAGAAGACAGCCAGGAGGACGCACAUGAGUGUCCAGUGUGCUAUGAGUCUCUGUCGGGCACAGAGAGGACUCUGAGCUGCGGGCAUGUGUUCUGCCACGACUGUCUGGUCAAAACGCUGGUCAGCAUCAACAGCGAUGGGAACAUCAGAGACACUAUUGUUUGCCCCAUCUGCCGACAUCUUACAUUUAUCAAGAAACAAAAGGAAGCGUUGGUGUCUCUCGCGGCGGACAAGGAUUCAAAUGAAGCGCAGACACUAGAGGUUCCUCUCCCUCUGCCGCCGGGACAACUCCAGAGCGCACGACGCACCUCCGGGGACAGUUUACCGAGGGGAGUUAAUUGGAUUGCUCAGUGCUUCAGGGGUCUCUUUGAACGAGUCCGUCGGCAGAGGUUGAUCAGCCCCAGCCAUAAUGCGUCUCAGAUCUUUAUCAUAAGCACCGAAGGGCGACCCAUGGCCGAAGAAGACGCACUUAGCGUUGUGAUGACUGUGGUUCAUCCGCAGCGCAGGAGAAGGCGAAGGAUUUGCACGACAGCACGAUGCCUUAUCUUUUUGCUGUCAGCGUUCACUGUACUCGCACUGGUGGCUGCAACUCUACCCUGGAUUUUAUUGGCAUAGCCCAGUUAUGUUGAUGUCUGGAUUAUGAAGUGCCAACGAUGAACAUUUGUAGAAAACAUCUUGUCAAGUAGUUCAGUUAUGCAACGAAGUGUAUGCAUUUCAGACAAUAAUGACUGCACUGAAAAUGUGCAAUUUAGACAGUGUGAUUAUGCAGACUUUAUCCUGCACCAUGGUUUUGAAAUGUGAUCACGUGUUGUCAUUUCCAAGUUUACAGGCAUGCCCAUGUUCUUUAUAUGCAUUACCAGGCAACAGCCUAAAGUAAAGUAAAACCUAGGAAAGCCAUGGCUGCAAAGUCCUUUGUCUUUGCAUUCCUAUCUGUGACAUGUUCUACCUGUUUUAUGAGAGCCUUUGUGCAGGAAAUAGUUUAACAAUGUCAAGGCACAUCCAAAUGUUUUUAAAUCCAACUAGAGUGGACCAUUUGCAAUUUUAAUUUCAACAAUUAAUAGAAAGGUUUGGCUGACAAAAAUACAAUAAAAGCCCUUCAACCAUGCUUAAUCCCAUUGUUGUCAGAGCAGCUCAGUUUAUUGUUGUUAGACACUGUUUCCAAGCAACGUUGUGGACUGUAGACUGCAAAGCAACAACAUCUGUACCAACUUCAGAAUUAUUUAAGACAGGUUGCAUUUUGGCAGUGAGACAUGAGCUUGGUUUAGUUAGUGAGCAAAGGAUAAAGACCUUGUUAAACAAACUAAGGGUAUCAGGUUGACAGACUCCUUCUUACAUCACAUGGAAAGAUGUCAAACAUUUAAAAAAAAGAAAUCUAAUGCAAUUCCCAUUUCAAACUUUAAUUUUAUACAUGCUGAUCAGGUGGGGUAAAUGUUUAAUAUACAGAUAGUUGGAGGAAAUGGUUGGUUGUUUUAGAUUCUUCAGUAACUUUAUAACAUGUGAUUGGCUCACUAUGUGAGUUUCUAAAGACAGUGUAAACAGAGCCACCUUUAAGACUUUCAGUGAGAAAUAAUUGAUGCACCCAUGGCGGUCUGAGGGAGAUACACUAGCAGGUAAGGAUGAGCAGUGCCGGCUGAUCGCUGUAAGGAGAUACACUGCUGGACUGUAGCAUCAGAUUACCACUGACGCUUUAAGAAUCAUGAUUGAGACAGUGCACAGAGAGAGAAAGCCGAGUUAUGCAACAUGGGGUGGUGAUUCAAAACAAAUGGAAACACUAGUUCAGUAUCACCACCAUCCUGACAAACAUGUACGCUCCUAGUUUCCUAAAUGUGGCAAGCCUUCAGCCAUCCUGCUGGGCCAGUCCUACAGGUUACACACAUGGGGAGACUUCUGUUUUUCAGUCAUACCUGCUUUCUCAAAGUAUGGGAGGAGUGUGAUGAUUAUUAAUUUUAUCUGAUGACUCAGACUUUAAAAUAUUUUUCUGUUGAUGGCCACAUCAGUGGACGAAUUCAAAAGUAGAUGAUCUGUAAAAUUAAAAGCACAAAAGUCACAUUUCAAAGCAAAUAGAAAAUAGCUGAAGAAGGAUAAUACUAGCAUUUUAUUCAGUUCAGUGAGGAAAUUGUUCAAAGAACCAGCUAUUCAUUCUAUGGCAGGUUUAGCCUUCAGGUAAUGUUGGAAGAAGUACUCAGAUCCUUAACUCAAGUAAAAGUACUCCAUCAGAAAUACUCCAUUAGAAGUAAAAGGCCUGAAGAAAACUAAAAGUACCAAAGUAUAAUCAGCAAAAUGUAGUAUAUUCUGCGGUAAAAUGUUCUCUGUGACUGAUAUAUGAUACUAUGAUACGAUUAUUAAUAGUAAUCUAUUAACACAUAAGCAGCAUUUUACUGUUGUAGCUGGUGUAUGUCAUGUAUGUAAGUUUGAUCUUUCUGCUACCACAAGAUAGAUCUGACAUAGUGGGGGAAGAAAGAACAAAAACUAAAUUUUUCUUUCUUUUUUACUUCUCUGUCUCUACUAAUCUUUAUUUUUUUACUGAACUAUUUGAUAUAUUAUAUCUUCAAGCCUCUAACAGUUAUUUAAAUGGCACCAUGUAAACUUCUUUAGAGGAGAAAUGUCUUGUGAAGAGAAACGCAGAGCUGCUAACAACUCAUCUGACAUCUGAAACACGAUAAUAUGCUGGUUUAAUCAAUCAUUCAUUAAAUCUUGUA